AUGGAAUCUGUGUCGAUCCCUGACAUUGUUGGUGGACUUGUUAAUUGUGUAGCCCAGUUAGUAAGAAUAGCUGAAGAGAUUUUACAGUUUAUUUCACAAGAACAAAUGCCUUGUGUAGAGCAAAAUGAUAGAGCAGAACCGAUAGAAACAGAUGCAUCUCCUUCUGAGGAAGCUUCACUACCAGACCUCGCUGCUUUCUCAGACUUAGAAUCAAUACUUACACCAAGAGAAGAUGAAGACUUAAUCUUUGAUGUAGAUCAAGCCAUGUUAAACAUAGAUGAAGAUCAGGCCAUGUUAGAUGUAGAUGAAUUAUAUGAAGGAGUACUCUCUGGUAUAAACAAUGACUUAAGAAAUGGAUAA
Camelus dromedarius (Arabian camel) is the source of this 360-nucleotide messenger RNA. It is a transcript of the gene TRPC5OS, whose product is annotated as TRPC5 opposite strand. The transcript has a single exon. NCBI's taxonomy places the organism in Eukaryota, Metazoa, Chordata, Mammalia, Artiodactyla, Camelidae. The coding region runs from base 1 to 360 and encodes 119 amino acids. The record is from RefSeq and is a predicted model, not a curated record.